This is a messenger RNA of Cheilinus undulatus (humphead wrasse), 498 nucleotides long. RefSeq names its product CD59B glycoprotein-like. Lineage: Eukaryota; Metazoa; Chordata; Actinopteri; Labriformes; Labridae. The record is from RefSeq and is a predicted model, not a curated record. The transcript has 5 exons. The coding region runs from base 177 to 455 and encodes 92 amino acids.
GAUACAGUACUUAAUGGGACGGUACCAUGACAGGACACAGUAUAAAUAAGAGGGGAAGGCAAUGAAGAUGUCUCAGUCGGUGGCAGGAGCAGGCACAGACACAAGGCCAUUUUAAGUGUAGAGGUGUGCAUGCAUGCAGGAUUCCUGCUGCUGCAGUGUAACACACACACAGAACAAUGAAGUUGUUGAUUUUGGCUCUCAGCAUGGCCCUGCUGUUUACCGCUGGUGAAGCCCUGGACUGUCACCGUUGUGUCUCCAAAAAGGCUGGAGGAGAAUGUGAGCUGACCGUGGAGACGUGUCUACCAGAGAAGGACGCCUGUGCAGCUGCCAAAUUCCUCAGACAGCCAUACGCCCAGUACCAGAAAUGCAUGAGGAUGACUGACUGUGAAAUGCUGAAUAUGAACUCCUUCAUCAACAUAAGUUGCUGCACUGAAGACAUGUGCAACACUUUUUAAGUCCUGUUUUUGAGAAAACUGAAAAAUAAAAAGUUUGAGAAAC